Messenger RNA from Arachis duranensis, 1737 nucleotides. RefSeq lists its product as uncharacterized. The record is from RefSeq and is a predicted model, not a curated record. Bases 691 to 1389 code for a protein of 232 amino acids. The transcript is spliced from 8 exons. Lineage: Eukaryota; Viridiplantae; Streptophyta; Magnoliopsida; Fabales; Fabaceae.
UUUUUGGGCCUUGGACCUCUCACUGGAUCCAAAAAAAAACCCCUAAGGAACUUGUUCCUCCUCUCCCUGUCUCUGUUCGUCUGUUCCGCUGCACCGGAGACGCUACUUCCUCCGCCGUUCAUUGUGCCUCCAUCACGGCAGCGCCGCUCUUUGUCCUCUAGCUGGUUUCCAUCCGUUUAUGGUUGCCGCUGGUUGUUCGCCGCCCUUUACUAUCGUCAGUCGUCGCCUUUCGUUGUUGAUCCUUCGCAGAAACUCCGCCAAAAAACCCUAGCACGGUAAGCCUACACCACCGCCGCCGCAAGGAGUGGCAUGCUGCCGCCGUCCGUCCGUCUAUCUAGCUUCCCUCGUGCUCCAAGUCUUCAACCCCCGUUCGCUGUCACCAAUCGCAGCUGCUUCCUCGAGCUCGGCGUCCGUCGUCUUUGUCUGCUCAGCCGCGCUUCCGCCGCCGUUGGUUGCCGUUAACGUUCGCGUCUUCGUUCAGCCGUCGUCUUCGUUCGCGUUCUUCGCCGUUCAAGUUUGCUCGGCGUUCACCGUUCGCGUUCACUCGCCGUUCACCGUUCGCGUUCACUCGCCGUUCACCGUUCGGGUUCGCGUUCGUCUGGAAGCCACGUUGCCCUGCUUCAAACUCUGCGACCAACCCGCGCGCUCCACCUAGCCGUCGAACUGCUCUCUUUUGUCGCCGCCUAACAAAUGCUGGGACUCUCAUAUGGAGAAAUACUUCUGUUGAUUGGAGUCACUGCUGCUGUAAUUGGCCCAAAAGAUUUGCCAAUCAUAGCCAGAACAGCUGGGAGGCUAGCUGGUCGCGCUGUUGGAUAUGUACAAUUGGCUCGCGGCCAAUUUGACAGCGUUAUGCAGCAAACCCAAGCUCGCCAGGUUCACAAGGAACUGCAGGACACAAUGGCACAGCUCGAUGCUAUUCGUCAUGAAAUUAGAAGUAUAUCACUCAUAAAUCCCGGCCCUAUGACCCGCGGGCUUGUGGAUAAUCCUGACCAGACAUCUAUUCCAAAUGGCACCAAAAAAACCGAAGACGUUGGAGAGGAUAAGUUCAUACCCCCUGCUACCACUAACUCAACACCCACUGUUAUCAAGGAUUCACCUUUGUUGGCCUCAUCAAAUUCAUGCAACAUGCAAAGUCAAGCAACGACAUAUGCCCGAUUGGCAGAGUCUGCUAUCAUCAGGAACAGUUUAGCUGCAAGUAGUACUGAACCCCAGAAGAUUAAACCUGAACUGCAGCAUACUGUCUUGCCAAUUUCCGCUGAAAGCGCUGGACUCUUACCAAAUCGUAGCGCUGAUGUGAAAGGAUCCGACAUAGUUCUAGAAGCAAUCGUGGAGGCAGAAGUAGCUCACAAUGCCAAGGAAUUCUUUUCACAACCCCAAAAUCAAACAUGAUUGAUAUCUUAUGGUAAUGUUACAUUUCACUUUUCUAAUAUCUUCAACGUUAGUUGUUUGUUCUUUGUAGCAUUUGUAAUUGAUUUACUUGUAAAUAAAAAAUCGUAUGUAAUCCAGUAGAUUUCAUUUACCAACAUGAGGUAGAUCAGGUUGAUCGAGUGACACGCUAGUGUUUCUUUUUUUGGGUUUUGUUUUUCUCCCAGUGGCUUCAAUUAAGAAUGGAAAAAAGUUGUGUUAGCAGAGAUAGUUGGUCUCAAGUAGGAUUAGUCGGUUUUCUGACAUUUGGUUUGCAUUUUUAUUUUUAAUUUUUUCAUAAUUUUGUGAAGGAAAAAAAAAGGUUGAAAUCAA